UUUCCUGAGAGUUACUGAGAAUAGUUUCCUUGGAUAAACGUCGGUCAGUGUCGUUCUUUAAGUCGCUUGUACUAGAAGCACUUCUUAAUACACUAGCCAGCAUCAGCUCUGCUUAUUUUUAUUGUUAUGUCAAUUUCCAAGAGAGAGUGAUAGUAUCAAGAUCAUUGGCAAUGGCCAAGAAAAAAUAUACACUUUAUUGAGACUUUUAUGGUGCGUGCUUAAAUAUUGUAAUAGUGAUUUUUAUUGCCGGUGAAAUUGAUAUUAAAUAUCAGCAGUUUGUUGAUAAUAUUUCUCGAAUUGGACUACUGUGUGAUUUUGUUGCUAAUAUCAUUAAACGAUUAUUUAUGUCAUUCAUGCUGAGGUUGACGUGAAUCCGAAGUACAAAUCAAAAGAGGGUGCUAAUCAGGAUGAAGACUCGAAAUUUAUCACUUAUCUUCAUUUUAAUCCUAGUUGAGCUGAGUUGGGUUCACGGAAUUAUUCGUAAACUUGAUUCAUUCAACCCAGAUGAAACAUUGCAAGAAGGAGAAACAUUGAUAUUAAGGUGUCUAUCAGACUACAAAAAUAGUAUUAUUUGGUACAAAGAUGAAAAUCAGCUCAAAAGCUCACUACCAAAAAUCCGUUUGCAUAAGAAGUCUUUAGAAAUUAUGAGAGUCCAAGCUGAAGACAGUGGAAAUUAUGCAUGCUGUCUGAAGGCCGAGUCUAAGGAAAUAGUGGAAUGGCGUAAUAUAACUGUACUGGUAGAAAGAGCACAAAAUGAUGAUGCUCGAUAUCAGCUAAAUGAAAACCGGCAAAUAAUUGGUACUUUGGAAACAGUUGAUUCUGAUGAUGCAAUUAAUCAAGUGUAUGGUACCAAACCUAUCAAUGCUCUGGAAGCUCGUUCCCUUCAGUUGGAAACUGACUUUGACAAUGACAAAAGUGAAACUGGCAAUGCAGGUGAUCAUAACGACACAGUUCCUGCAAGUCCACCAAGUUUUAAUAAGACUGAUGAAAUGCAUAGUUCUGUAGUAAAACCAGCAGGAAACGUUCUAAGAUUACGUUGUCCAAGCAUUGGAAAUCCACGACCUAACAUUACUUGGCUGAAAGAUAAUGAAGAACCUAAACGUGCUGUUGGUCCCAUUAUUAUGAAUAAGUGGAUGCUCCGGGUUGAGGAUUUAGUUGUAUCUGAUGGUGGCAAUUACACGUGCAUCGUCUGUAAUAUCUUAGGAUGCAUCAACCACACAUUCAAAGUUGAUAUUAUCGAAAGUGUUCAACAUCGACCAAUUUUGACAAGAGCGCCAACCAAUACCACAGUCCUGAUUGGAGGCAAUGCGACUAUGAUCUGCGAAGUUUUGUCUGAUGCUCAUCGACAUCUUGAGUGGUACCACGGACGUCACAAAUCAUUUGAUACCGUCAACGUAACGAACUCAAGCUUACGGGUCGAGGUUAAGCGUGGUGAAGCUGAUAAUCCAGAAGUUCUUACGCUCUACAACGUGACGGAAAAGGAUGAAGGAUGGUACACUUGUAUUACACAAAACAAUUUGGGAGAAACAUUUAGCAGUGCCUACUUAUCAGUUGUUGACAGUAUCGAGCAACCAAGGAUACCAAUAACAGCUCGCCCACAAGUCCUGGUAGUAAAUAUACUCGCGAUAGUUCUUUGUAUUUUCUUUGCGGUCGGAGUUGCAGUGGUUAUAUACAUAUUUCAACGUCUGAAACGUGAAAAAAUGAAAAAACUACUUGCUAUUGAAACAGCACGUGCUGCAGUGGUUACUCAGUGGACUAAAAGAGUUAUUGUAGAGAAACAGAACUUGGUUAAUACUGAAAAUAAUCAAGAACCCUUAUUGAUGCCGAUAGUAAAAAUUGAGAAACAAAAAUCAACUGUUGCUGCUGAUGAUAGCAAUGGAGCAAGUAUUUCUGAAUACGAACUCCCUCUGGAUAGUAUGUGGGAAUUGGCACGAGAGCAAUUAAUUUUAGGAAGUACUUUGGGAGAAGGAGCAUUUGGAAAGGUUGUUCGAGCACAAACUAAUACAGGAAAACCUGGAAUACCACAUGUUGUUGCUGUAAAAAUGUUGAAAGAAGGACAUACUGAUGCUGAGAUGAUGGAUUUAGUAUCAGAGAUGGAGAUGAUGAAAAUGAUUGGUAAACAUGUGAAUAUUAUUAAUUUACUUGGCGCUUGUACUCAAGGAGGACCACUUUAUGUUGUGGUUGAAUUUGCACCACACGGAAACCUGCGUGACUUUUUGAGAGAUCAUCGACCAUCAUCAGUUUAUGAGCCAAGUGCAAUUGGCCAAGAAGGCAAAGAAAAGAAAACCCUAACACAGAAAGAUUUAGUAUCAUUCGCAUAUCAAGUGGCACGCGGAAUGGAGUAUCUUGCAAGCAGAAGAUGCAUUCACAGGGAUUUAGCUGCGAGGAAUGUGCUUGUUAGCGAUGAGUAUAUCCUAAAAAUAGCAGACUUUGGACUUGCAAGAGACAUUCAUUGUCAUGACUACUACAGGAAGACUACAGAUGGUAGAUUACCUGUUAAAUGGAUGGCACCCGAAGCUUUAUUCCAUCGGGUUUACACAACACAAUCUGAUGUAUGGUCAUAUGGAAUACUCUUGUGGGAAAUUAUGACGCUUGGUGGAACUCCCUAUCCUUCAGUACCUUCAGUAGAAAAAUUAUUUCAACUUCUAAGGAGUGGUCAUCGAAUGGAAAAACCACCUUGCUGUUCCGUAGAAAUAUACAUGGUCAUGCGGGAUUGCUGGAGUUAUUUACCAAACGAACGACCAAUGUUUGGAGAACUUGUUGAAGACUUAGACAGAAUACUAACAAUAACAGCUAACGAGGAAUAUUUAGAUCUUGGCCUACCACAAUUAGAUACUCCACCUACCAGUCAAGAGUCUAAUGAUACAGGAGAUAGUGACGAUGACGACAAUGACAAUGAAGAAAAAUUUCCGUACCUGUUAUAAAACCUGAUAUUCAUAAUAAAUAGUCGUAAUGUUGUUAAUAUAAAAAAGCACCACAAUCAUGAUCAUCAUUAAGUGAAUUUGAAUAAGUGAAAUUGAACAAGCAAGUAUACUGCUUAAGAGUUUAUGUGUCUAAAAUGUGUGAAUGAUAUAAAAGAUGUACGCCAAAUGAUUUAAAUCAGUAUUGACGACAGAGCAUAAUGAAUAAGAUUUCAAUUGUUUUUUUUUUCUAAAAUUAAUAAAAGUAAUAGAAAAAAAAGAAAUUCUUAUAAAGCAUUUAUAUUUAUAAAUUUCUUUUUUUUCGUUAUUGUUAUCAAGAAUUUAAAAAGUGCCAUUUAAAGUGCCUUUGUUGUUUGGCAUGAGAUAUUAUUGACUAAACGUGAAUAAGAAUCAAUUCAUAUUCAUUAAUUAUUGUUUUGAAUAUCGAACGAAAAUGGAAUAAUUUUUGUUUUUCAACUAGUCAAUUUAUAUACAUCUUUUUCUUCUUUUCUCAUCUAAAUAGGUUGUUUAAUUUUAUUGUGUAUUAUAAUUCUGACAGUUAGAUUGUAAUUUUUUAAAAAACUUUGACAUUCAAUGUAGUUAAAACUACGUAAACAAGUAAUUUGUAUUACAAAAUGUUCAUAUUUAUCCAUAACUAACUUUACACGUACACUUUUUAUUAUUGAUGGUAUUUUAUUUAAGUAAUUAAAAAAAACCUUAGCAAAUAUUAAUUUAAUAAAAUACAGUAUACCUAGGUAAUAGUACGUAUUUUUGUUAAUUUUUUAUUCAUUGUAUAAUUAUAAAAUAAUUGUAUGCACUGUUUGUUUAACGGCAUUAAGCACGUAGUAUUAUUAUUUAUAAAAAAUCAUUCAACCAGAAUAAAAAUGAACUAAUAUAAUUGUUAUUAAUAGUUUGUAUGUGUCCAAAAAUAAGUUAGACUCUAAGUAUUAUUGUAAAAAGUGUAAUUAAUGUGAAAAUUUAGGUGGUUUUUUUAGUAAUUAUAUCAAUUAUAAUUUACAGCCAACAUAAUAACGUAGAAAUGAAUUGUAAAUAUAAUUGUAAAUUUUGUCAUAAACAAACAAAUACAUCAAGUACAGUA
Chelonus insularis is the source of this 3999-nucleotide messenger RNA. It is a transcript of the gene htl, whose product is annotated as heartless. Bases 408 to 2924 code for a protein of 838 amino acids. Lineage: Eukaryota; Metazoa; Arthropoda; Insecta; Hymenoptera; Braconidae. Gene Ontology annotation, molecular function: ATP binding; fibroblast growth factor receptor activity. Gene Ontology annotation, biological process: multicellular organism development; positive regulation of cell population proliferation; fibroblast growth factor receptor signaling pathway. Gene Ontology annotation, cellular component: plasma membrane; signaling receptor complex. The transcript has 10 exons. The record is from RefSeq and is a predicted model, not a curated record.